Molecule: messenger RNA, 2478 nt
Organism: Leguminivora glycinivorella
Lineage: Eukaryota; Metazoa; Arthropoda; Insecta; Lepidoptera; Tortricidae
Gene: Atg4b
Product: cysteine protease ATG4D
Molecular function (GO): protein-phosphatidylethanolamide deconjugating activity
Source: RefSeq, a predicted model, not a curated record
AUGUAGCUAAAGGAAAGAAAGACUUCGUUUUGCUUGUACGUAAAAUAGGAGUAGCAGUUUUGAAAGAUCAAUCACAAAGCAACGAAAUGCUUCCUGGUCGCAGGUCGGGAAAUUGGCUUCAAGGAAUGCAUUGCCGUCGGCAUGUUAUUGAAAUUUGAACUCAAACAAAAUGAACCGUUCUAAUAACAUCGCCCAAAGCUCCCAACUACACUUGACUUCAGAUAAUGGUGUUCCCAACAGCACUCCAAUGAGAGUCGCCACCAGAGCUACACCCUCUCAUCAAAAUGGACGCGAAACUGACGACUUGCAAGAUCUCAAAGGGAAAGUCGAAUCCAGAUUGCUGUCUAUGUGGAACAACGUAAAGUUUGGUUGGACUGUGAAAUUGAAGACAAGUUUUUCAAAGGAAUCACCAGUAUGGCUUUUGGGGCGGUGCUAUCAUCGGAAGUUAAGCCCAACCGGUUCUUUGGAAUCCUCGACUGAAAUUGGUAUGGAGGCCACAGCACUUCAACCCAUGGAACAAAUAUAUGGUGAAGGAAUUGAAGGGUUCAAGUCUGAUUUUGUUAGUAAAAUAUGGAUGACCUACCGAAGAGAGUUUCCUACUAUGUCAGGCUCCUCAUUCACCACAGACUGUGGAUGGGGCUGCAUGUUAAGGAGUGGACAAAUGCUUCUAGCGCAAGCACUGGUAUGCCAUUUCCUUGGAAGAACUUGGCGAUGGACUCCAGAAAAGCCUUUUCAAAAUGCAAGAGAAUUUCAAGAAGACUGCCUUCAUCGAAUGAUAAUAAAGUGGUUUGGAGAUAAGUCAUCUGUAAACAGCCCUCUCUCCAUUCACCAGAUGGUAAAGUUAGGGGAAAACUUGGGCAAGAAACCUGGAGACUGGUAUGGUCCAGCUUCUGUUGCCCAUUGCUUGCAGGCAGUGCUCACUGCUGCUUCUAAAGAAAACUAUGAAUUUGAUUCCUUAGAAGUUUAUGUUGCUCAAGACUCUACUGUGUAUAUCAAAGAUAUACAAGACUUAUGUAAGCUGCCCAGCGGCAUGAAGUCCCUGAUACUGCUGGUGCCUGUCAAGCUAGGCACGGACAAGUUGAAUCCUAUUUAUGGGCCCUGCCUCACUUCUCUCUUGACCCUGGACUUUUGUAUUGGAAUUAUUGGGGGCCGGCCUAAACACUCACUUUACUUUGUUGGUUAUCAAGAUGAUCGAUUAAUACAUUUAGAUCCACAUUACUGUCAAGAGAUGGUUGAUGUUUGGCAGCCCAACUUUGCUCUGCAGUCCUUCCACUGCCAUUCUCCGAGAAAGAUGCCUAUUAGUAAAAUGGAUCCCUCAUGCUGUAUUGGAUUUUACCUUGCUACUGAGCAUGACUUUGAGACGUACAUAAACAUAAUCAAGCCUUUUCUCACCCCUCAAGGAGUCUCAUCCAACAAUGAAUACCCAAUAUUUUCAAUACACCAUGGGUCCCGCAGUUCAGUCAUGAACCCCCCAAAUAUAAGAUACUCAAUCUAUGAAUCAGAGCAGAACUGGGUGACUCCCAGCAUCAAUGACAGUGAUACAGACAUCGAGUCAGAGGAAUUUGUUUUAGUUUAAUAUAAUUAUACCUAUUAGUUAUAAUAAAUAUGAUUGCAAUUAUUGUGUAUAUCAGUUAUGUUAAAGUAGAUCAUUUUAUUGGGUACUACAUUAUCUGUUAGUUUUUUUAAGUUAAUUUAUUGAUGUUUUUGUGUUUAUUUUAUAUAUAUAGAUCUCUGUGUGCUGUAAUAUAUGUUCAUGCUCACAUGAGUGUACAAAACAUGACUAUUGAUUAGUGAUACACAAGGUCAACACAUAUGUGCUUAUCAUAGGAACACUGCUAAAUAACAUAACAUAAUGUACUUAAAACUUUCUUAUCAAAUAUUAUUAUUCAUUUUCCACUAAGACUUUCAUGCAUUUCAAGGACCAGUUACCUGCUAGUUAUUAAUACUCCUAAAAAGUAUAAGGUUUAAUACAAAUCAAUUUGAAAUUUUGAUGAGUAUAAAAUCUUGUAAUAGAGGCUGUUAUGCAAUAUAGUAAAACUGGUAAUGUUAAAUGUAUAACCAUUUUGUCAGACUGGAUAGUGUGAAACAAUAUCCAAAUCUAAUACAAAAUAUACAGUAAAGAGCAAUGUUUCUUCCUAUUUAUCAUACUUAAACUAAAAAUGUGACUAGUUUGUUCAGCUGGACUGCCAGUGAGGGUAUUCUAAAUCGUUUUUUUUUUCGCCAGGCAGUGAUACUUAGGUACCAAGUCUUUCUGGCACCAAACUUCAAAAUCAACCAAUUCUUUCUCAUUUCAAACUUUAAAGUUUGGUGUCAGAAAGACCUGGCGCCGCAGUAUUGCCGCCUGGCGAUAAAAAACGAUUAAGAAUACUCUCAUUGUAAAGUGGAUAUCAUGAUUUAUCAUUACCAACUCAAUAGCUAUAAAUCCAAUACCAAACAUGUAAUAUUAUGACAACAAAACAAAUAUAACAGUUGCGAAGA